Molecule: messenger RNA, 8329 nt
Organism: Marmota monax (woodchuck)
Lineage: Eukaryota; Metazoa; Chordata; Mammalia; Rodentia; Sciuridae
Gene: Kif1a
Product: kinesin family member 1A
Exons: 51
Coding region: 170-5590 (1806 amino acids)
Biological process (GO): microtubule-based movement
Molecular function (GO): microtubule binding; ATP binding; microtubule motor activity
Source: RefSeq, a predicted model, not a curated record
CACCGUCACAGCGCUGAGCACAGCCCGCAAGCGGCAGCAGCUCCAGGCUCGGGAAUCCGCGCCGGUGCCCGUGCCCAUGCGGAGCCGCAGCCAGUGACGCCGGAGAGGUAUCUCCCACCCUUGCCGGGGCUCCUGCCACCACUAGGAGUGACCGACAAAGGCCGCAGAGAUGGCUGGGGCCUCGGUGAAGGUGGCGGUGCGAGUCCGCCCCUUCAAUUCCCGAGAGAUGAGCCGUGACUCCAAGUGCAUCAUCCAGAUGUCAGGAAGCACCACCACCAUCGUGAACCCCAAGCAGCCCAAGGAGACGCCCAAGAGCUUCAGUUUCGACUACUCCUACUGGUCCCACACCUCGCCCGAGGACAUCAACUACGCCUCGCAGAAGCAGGUGUACCGGGACAUCGGCGAGGAGAUGCUGCAGCACGCCUUCGAGGGCUACAACGUGUGCAUCUUCGCCUAUGGACAGACAGGGGCGGGGAAGUCCUACACCAUGAUGGGCAAGCAGGAGAAGGGCCAGCAGGGUAUCAUCCCACAGCUCUGUGAAGACCUCUUCUCCCGAAUCAACGACACAACUAAUGACAACAUGUCCUACUCCGUGGAGGUCAGCUACAUGGAGAUUUACUGUGAGCGUGUCCGUGACCUCCUGAACCCCAAGAACAAGGGCAACCUGCGCGUGAGGGAGCAUCCGCUGCUGGGGCCCUAUGUGGAGGACCUCUCCAAGCUGGCUGUCACCUCCUACAAUGACAUCCAGGACCUCAUGGACUCAGGGAACAAGGCCAGGACGGUGGCAGCCACCAACAUGAACGAAACCAGCAGCCGCUCUCACGCCGUCUUCAACAUCAUCUUCACCCAGAAGCGCCAUGAUGCAGAGACCGACAUAACCACUGAGAAGGUGAGCAAAAUCAGCCUGGUGGACCUGGCCGGCAGUGAGCGGGCGGACUCCACGGGGGCCAAGGGCACGCGCCUCAAGGAGGGAGCCAACAUCAACAAGUCCCUGACCACCCUGGGGAAGGUCAUCUCUGCCCUGGCUGAAAUGGACUCUGGGCCCAACAAGAACAAGAAGAAGAAGAAGACAGACUUUAUCCCCUACCGGGACUCCGUGCUGACCUGGCUGCUCCGCGAGAACCUGGGUGGCAACUCGAGGACCGCCAUGGUGGCCGCCCUGAGCCCUGCGGACAUCAACUAUGACGAGACACUCAGCACGCUGAGGUACGCGGACAGGGCCAAGCAGAUUCGCUGCAACGCCAUCAUCAAUGAAGACCCCAACAACAAGCUGAUCCGGGAACUGAAGGAUGAGGUGACGCGGCUGCGGGACCUGCUGUACGCCCAGGGCCUGGGUGACAUCACCGACACCAACUCUGUGCCCGGAGGACCCAAAUUGACCAACGCCCUGGUGGGCAUGAGCCCCUCAUCCUCGCUCUCGGCUCUGUCCAGCCGUGCCGCCUCGGUGUCCAGCCUCCAUGAGCGCAUCUUGUUUGCCCCUGGCAGCGAGGAGGCCAUUGAAAGGCUGAAGGAGACAGAGAAGAUCAUCGCGGAGCUCAACGAGACCUGGGAGGAGAAGCUGCGGCGGACGGAGGCGAUUCGGAUGGAGAGGGAAGCACUGCUGGCCGAGAUGGGUGUGGCCAUGAGGGAGGACGGUGGCACCUUGGGUGUGUUCUCUCCCAAAAAGACUCCUCACCUUGUGAACCUGAACGAGGACCCGCUGAUGUCCGAGUGCCUCCUGUACUACAUCAAGGACGGCGUCACCAGAGUGGGCAGGGAGGAUGCCGAGAGGCGGCAGGACAUUGUCCUGAGCGGACACUUCAUCAAGGAGGAGCACUGUGUCUUCCGGAGCGACUCCAGGGGAGGCAGUGAAGCUGUGGUGACCCUGGAGCCCUGUGAGGGGGCAGACACGUACGUCAAUGGCAAGAAAGUCACUGAGCCCAGCAUCCUGCGGUCAGGAAACCGCAUCAUCAUGGGUAAGAGCCACGUGUUCCGGUUCAACCACCCGGAGCAGGCCCGCCAGGAACGGGAGCGCACGCCCUGCGCGGAGACGCCGGCGGAGCCUGUGGACUGGGCCUUUGCCCAGCGUGAGCUGCUGGAGAAGCAAGGCAUUGACAUGAAGCAGGAGAUGGAGCAGAGGCUCCAGGAGCUGGAGGACCAGUACCGCCGAGAGCGGGAGGAGGCCACCUACCUGCUGGAGCAGCAGAGGCUGGACUACGAGAGCAAGCUGGAGGCCCUGCAGAAGCAGAUGGACUCCAGGUACUACCCAGAGGUGAACGAGGAGGAGGAGGAGCCCGAGGACGAAGUGCAGUGGACAGAGCGCGAGUGUGAGCUGGCCCUGUGGGCCUUCCGGAAGUGGAAGUGGUACCAGUUCACGUCCCUGCGGGACCUGCUGUGGGGCAAUGCCAUCUUCCUCAAGGAGGCCAAUGCGAUCAGCGUCGAGCUCAAGAAGAAGGUCCAGUUCCAGUUUGUCCUCCUCACGGAUACCCUCUACUCCCCACUGCCGCCAGACCUGCUGCCCCCAGAGGCUGCCAGAGACCGGGAGACUCGGCCCUUCCCCCGCACGAUAGUGGCCGUGGAAGUGCAGGACCAGAAGAACGGGGCCACCCACUACUGGACGCUGGAGAAGCUCAGGCAGCGCCUGGACCUGAUGCGCGAGAUGUACGACAGGGCCGCGGAGGUGCCCUCCAGCGUGGUGGAGGACUGCGACAACGUGGUGACCGGUGGAGACCCCUUCUAUGACCGCUUCCCCUGGUUCCGGCUGGUGGGCAGUCCAGUCAUCUCUGGCUGCAACAGCUACCCUCUUCUCAACACAUGCAUGAGCGAGCGCAUGGCUGGUCUCACCCCCUCCCCCACCUUCUCGAGCCCCGACUCCGACGCCACCGAGCCUGCCGAGGAGCAGAGCGUGGGGGAGGAGGAGGAGGAGGAGGAGGAGGAGGAGGAGGAGGACCUGGAGGACGACGUCUUUCCGGAGCACACGCUGUGCGACGGCCGGGACCCGUUUUACGACCGGCCCCCCCUGUUCAGUUUAGUAGGAAGGGCCUUCGUCUACCUGAGCAACCUGCUGUACCCCGUGCCUCUGGUGCACCGCGUGGCCAUCGUGAGCGAGAAGGGCGAGGUGAAGGGCUUCCUCCGCGUGGCCGUCCAGGCCAUCUCAGCUGAUGAAGAGGCCCCUGAUUACGGCUCUGGUGUCCGCCAGUCAGGAACCGCUAAAAUCUCCUUUGACGACCAGCAUUUCGAGAAGUUUCAGUCUGAGUCCUGCCCCGGGGUGGGGAUGGCUCGCUCGGGGACCUCUCAGGAAGAGCUGCGCAUUGUGGAGGGCCAGGGCCAGGGCGCAGAUGCAGGGCCCUCGGCCGACGAGGUGAACAACAAUACCUGCUCAGCAGCAGUGCCCCCAGAAGGUCUCCUGCUGGACAGCCCUGAGAAAGCCGUCCUGGAUGGGCCCCUGGACGCUACCCUGGACCACCUCCGCCUGGGCAGCACCUUCACCUUCCGUGUGACCGUCCUGCAGGCCUCCAGCAUCUCUGCCGAAUACGCUGACAUCUUCUGCCAGUUUAACUUCAUCCACCGCCAUGAUGAGGCCUUCUCCACGGAGCCCCUGAAGAACACGGGCAGGGGGCCCCCCCUCGGUUUCUACCACGUCCAGAACAUCGCAGUGGAGGUGACCAAGUCCUUCAUUGAGUACAUCCGGAGCCAGCCCAUCGUGUUCGAGGUCUUUGGCCACUACCAGCAGCACCCAUUCCCGCCUCUCUGCAAGGAUGUGCUCAGCCCCCUGAGGCCCUCCCGCAGACACUUUCCCCGGGUCAUGCCACUGUCCAAGCCAGUGCCUGCCACCAAGCUCAGCACGCUGACACGGCCCUGCCCGGGACCCUGCCACUGCAAGUACGAUCUGCUGGUCUACUUCGAGAUCUGCGAGCUGGAGGCCAACGGGGACUACAUCCCUGCUGUGGUGGACCACCGUGGCGGCAUGCCCUGCAUGGGGACCUUCCUCCUCCACCAGGGCAUCCAGAGGCGGAUAACUGUGACGCUGCUGCAUGAGACGGGCAGCCACAUCCGCUGGAAGGAAGUGCGCGAGCUGGUCGUGGGUCGCAUCCGAAACACUCCGGAGACUGACGAGUCCCUGAUCGACCCCAACAUCCUGUCCCUCAACAUCCUCUCGUCUGGAUAUGUCCACCCAGCCCAGGAUGACCGGCAGUUUCUUGAUUCGGACAUUCCUAGCCUUCCCUUCCGGAAUGACACUAGGACCUUCUACCAGUUUGAGGCCGCCUGGGACAGCUCCAUGCACAACUCCCUCCUGCUGAACCGCGUCACGCCCUACAGGGAGAAGAUCUACAUGACCCUGUCCGCCUACAUUGAGAUGGAGAGCUGCACCCAGCCCGCUGUCAUCACCAAGGACUUCUGCAUGGUCUUCUACUCCCGCGACGCCAAGCUGCCAGCCUCACGCUCCAUCCGAAACCUGUUCGGCAGCGGGAGCCUGAGGGCCUCAGAGGGCAACCGAGUGACUGGCGUGUACGAGCUCAGCCUGUGCUACGUGGCGGACGCCGGCAGCCCAGGGAUGCAGCGGCGGCGCCGGCGGGUGCUGGACACCUCCGUGGCCUAUGUCCGGGGUGAGGAGAACCUGGCCGGCUGGCGGCCCCGGAGUGACAGUCUGAUCCUGGACCACCAGUGGGAGCUGGAGAAGCUGAGCCUCCUGCAGGAGGUCGAGAAGACCCGUCACUACCUGCUCCUGCGGGAGAAACUGGAGACCACCCAGCGGCCCGGCCCUGAGGUGCUGUCCCCCGUCUCCAGUGAAGACUGUGAGUCCCGAAGCUCCUCUGGCGCCUCCUCCCCACUGUCCGCCGAGGGCCGACAGUCGCCCCUGGAGGCACCCAAUGAGAGGCAGCGGGAGCUGGCAGUCAAGUGCUUACGUCUGCUCACGCACACGUUCAACAGAGAGUACACCCACAGCCAUGUCUGCAUCAGUGCCAGCGAGAGCAAGCUCUCUGAGAUGUCCGUCACCCUGCUGCGGGACCCGUCCAUGUCGCCUCUGGGAGCAGCCACGCUCACCCCGUCCUCCACCUGCCCCUCUCUGGUUGAAGGUCGCUACGGUGCCACCGACAUGCGGACCCCGCAGCCCUGUUCCCGGCCAGCCAGCCCAGAGCCAGAGCCAGUGCCAGAGGCAGACUCCAAGAAGCCCCUGUCCCCUGCGCGGGCCACAGAGGCCGAUAAGGAGCCCCAGCGCCUCCUGGUCCCCGACAUCCAGGAAAUCCGAGUCAGCCCGAUCGUGUCCAAGAAGGGGUACCUGCACUUCCUGGAGCCGCACACAGCCGGCUGGGCCAAGCGCUUCGUAGUGGUACGACGCCCCUACGCCUACAUGUACAACAGUGACAAGGACACGGUGGAGAGAUUUGUGCUCAACCUCUCCACGGCCCAGGUGGAGUACAGCGAGGACCAGCAGGCCAUGCUCAAGACGCCCAACACGUUUGCGGUGUGCACAGAGCACCGUGGUAUCCUGCUGCAGGCCAACAGUGACAAGGACAUGCAUGACUGGCUGUACGCCUUCAACCCCCUCCUGGCGGGGACCAUCCGGUCCAAGCUCUCCCGGAGGAGGUCUGCACAGAUGAGGGUCUGAGCCAGAGCCCCCCACCAGCCAGCACCCGGCUGUCCCUCGCCCCGUCCCCGUCUGUCCUGUCCUGGCUGCCUAGCCUUCCCCUGCCAGGGAGUGCCGGGCCCGGGCCUAGGGCCAGCUGUGCCCCAGGGAAGCCUGCCCGAGUCCUUCUUUCUUCCUCCUCAGCUGCUCUGGGUGGGGAGAGCUGGGGAUCUGAGGGAGGCCAGAGGGCACAAGACCCCGUGUUGCCGCCACUCUAAUAUUUUUUUAAGCAUAGACAGACUUAUAAUUAAUAUACAGUAGUUAGUGACGUUGAGACAGUCCUGAGAAAUUAACUGUAACUGUGUUCUAUUUAUGAUAUUUAUUUCUAAUGCCUCCGAGUAGACCUGCAAGACCCAGCGGCCACCCUCCCUGUUUGUUCCCUCUGCAUCUCCAGCCUUCGGGCAGAGCGGGGGAAGAGGAGUUUGGACGUGGGACCCUCGGUUGGCACACAGGCACACCUGGGCCAGGUUUCCCUGAGCCUCCUCCAGGUGUGUGGGGUCUCCAGGUGCUAAGGUGGUGCCAGCAGGAUUGAGAGGGUGAGCGGACCUGAGCUGGGACCAUGGGGGGCCAGGAGGGAGGAGGCCAGGGUGUCCAUGGCGCCCAGGCUCACCAGUUGUGUCCAGACUGUCGGGGCCGGUGGCUGGGUUCAGACACAGGGCUCUUGGGCAGCAGGCAAGGUCAGCAUUCAGGGUGUGGGUCCCGGCCUCCAGGGCCUCCCUGGUGCUGUGAGGACGCAGAGCCCCAGGCUGCUCUGGGAGGAAGUUCUGUGAUUGGAAGCUCCUCACACACACCCUCCUCUCCACCCCAGGGAGCAGACUCCAUGCACGGGGCAUGUCUUGGCAGGUGGGUGAGGGCAGAUACCAGGCUGUCUUGGCUGUCCAGGGUUCUUCUGCACCUGGGGAAUUCCCACUCACAGGCCAUUUGGAAAAUCAGAAACCAAACUGCAAGUCCCCUAACCCUACGGCCCACCUGGACCAGGCUGCUGUUGGGGCUGGGCACCUUCCACCCCCUUGCCAGCUCCUGCUGCUUGGUUCAGAUGAGCCGGGGGCUCUGAGGUUCCCCAUCAGCCCAGGUGGUCCCUGAAUGGCACUACCCUGACUAGUGAGCUCAAGCCACUCUCGGAGGAAGAGACUAGGUGUGUGGGCCUCUUUCAUGCUGACAAACAAGUUCAGGUCUUCCUUGGGGAAACCGUCCAGGCCUCUGGACCCUCACCCCAGACCGCAGGGCUCAGGGUGAGUGGUAUUGUGGAAGCAGGAUCUGAGCCUGCAGCCAGCACAAGACCAGAUGCAAGCUCGUCCUCCCACCAGGCUCCGCUGCAGCAGGGGUGGCUGCCUCGUCCCCAGGGCCCGGGGCCUCUGUCGGAGCGUCAGGUCUUAGGAAACCACAGCUGUGCAGUGGGGGCCACGCAGCGCUUUCUUUAGAGGGCUCCUUGAGGACAGUGCCGUCCCAGACUGAAGUAAACCUUGUGCAGAAACCAGGUGACCGCCCUGUGGACCGUGCGGGCAGUGGGCUGAGACACAGCAUCCAGAUGGCACUCACUCUGGUACCCGUGACCCCCUCGAGGCAGGGAGGGUGGGACAGAGCACCUUGCUCUGAGUUGAGUUGGAUUUCAAGGCCACACCCUUCACAGCAGGCUAGAGUCCAGGCCCACCACGGCCACUCAGGUCAGCCAGCCUGAAGCCGUGGCCUCGGAAAGGUCUGGGCCGCCCACCAGCGGGUGUCUGAGGCCAGCCAACCUGCAGAGCACCUGCUGUCUGGGGUCAGGCUGAGGGAAAGGCCAGGAGCCUGGAGCCCUCUGCAUUCAGAAGACCCCCCCCCCCAUGAAGGCCUGGGCGGUGCCAUUUUGGCAUCGGCUGGCACUGAGAUGGGCCCCUGCCCUGUGGGCCGUCCAGAGUCAGUCUGCAGAAACAGGAGAGGCCAAGGGCAGUGCGUCCACAAGGUGGGAAGCCUGGUUUCUGUUUGCCCACCCUGCCCGAAACCACCCACGUACCCAGCCAGCUGAGGACAGUUGCCCCCACCCCUGGAAUGCUGUGUCCACAUCUGUGCCGUGGAGAGACCCUUGGGGUCUUCCCAUCCUGUGACGCGGAGGGGAGCGCCUGGUCUGGCUGUGGCCCCCAUUUCUUGCUGGUACGGAGGUGAGAGGUCGAGACAGCCAUCUCUCCUGGUGGUUUGGUUCUGAGGCUUAAUACUGCCCAGCUCUGGCCUUGCUUUGGCCUGGGGGAUGCCGGCUCCUGGGGUCCUGUGGGGUUGAGAAGCCCAAGGCCUCCUGCUAAGUGGUCCUGCCAGCAUAGCUGCCGAGAGUGGCCUUCCACAUCCAUCCUGGUCCCUAGAGCCUGGGGCACCUGGGGGUCCUGAACGUGGUCAGGGGUACUGCGAGCGGGGUUGUGGUGCUGGUCCCGUGCCAGCUCGGCCAGGUCUGGGGCCCCAGAAGGCAUCCUCCUUUACCCCUGCAGCCCCAGGUUGGACACAGGCUGUGACGGCCCCCGUCUCUCCCCGGGUUGUGCUUCCUGUAGUUGGUCUGUUCUGAGUGCCCCUGCAGCUUGGAGGCUGCAUCCCUGGCUUGUACAUAUGUGAUUGCUGUGGGACCCUGUGUCAUCUCCACUACCCCGAUGUAGCGACUCUCCCCACGUCUUACCCGAGUGUUAGCUCUAGGCCCCUGUACUGUGUGUGCAUCACGGCUGUGUCCAAGUAAGAAAUAAACGUGGCUCUACGCAACCCAUA